UUUAAUCAUUCCCAUGCUUUUUUAUCCUUCCCUAUUAUAUUCUUUUGAAAAGCAAACUAAGCCAAAAUUUUCUUCUCUAAUCAAUAAUGGCAAUAAUGCUCUCCCUCUCCCACCUCCUUUCUCUCCUACUUCUUCAAUUGAUCUCUUCCUCUUUAGCUUACUUUCCUCCAAAUAAGUAUUUUCUCGACUGUGGAUCGAAAUCCGACACAGAACUCAUAAACAAGCGACGGUUUGUUGGGGAUGCCAAACCCAUUGAUUGGUCAAUCUACCCCGGAAAAAGCAAAGUAGUUAAGAACAACACCAUCCCGAAAAACAUAAAUGAAAUAUACCAAACAGCAAGAGUUUACAAUAAGGCAACAUGGUAUGUGUUUAAGAACAUCACUCCAAACGGAACGUAUGUGGUUCGUCUCCAUUUCUUCCCAACUUUACCACAAAUUAUGUCUCAAGCUCGAUUUAGUGUUUCAGUCAGUUCUGGGUUUGUAUUGCUAUCAAAUUUCUCAGUUGGAAAUGAUUUGAAGAAAGCAGUUGUUAAGGAGUUCGCUUUCGCAGUUAACGAAGGGCCAUUUGGCAUCGAAUUUUCUCCUCUGGAAUCGUCUGAUCUGGCUUUUGUGAAUGCCAUUGAACUCUUUCUUGCCCCUGAUGAAUUCAAACCAGAUUCGGUUUACCCUAUUUCUCCAGAAGUAAGAAGAUGGGAUUCUAUGUAUACGUUGGCUUUCAAUGCAUGGAAUGUUGUUUACAGGGUGUGGAUGGGUAGUGGGAUGAUCACUCCAGAGACUGACACGUUAUGGAGAACUUGGCUCCCAGAUUCUGAAUUCAUGCCUCUUCAAUCCUCUGCCAGGACCGUCACCUUCAAUGGAAAAUUAAAUUUCAAUAGACAAGAAACAAUUUACGUAGCCCCAGUCUUCGUUUACAGUAAUGCAAAAGUAUUGGAUAUGAACACCAGCACUCGCUCAAGAGAUUCAACUCUAACUUGGGUUUUUAAUGUGAACAAAAAAUCCAAGUAUUUUCUUCGCUUACUUUGGUGCGACAUCGCUAACCCAAAUUCCAAAACUUUCAAUUUUGACGUCUUCAUUGGCGUCAAUCAAACUUCGCUCCAAUCCACAGAAGUUACUGAAGACAAUGUGUUUGCGUUGCCAUUUUGGUACGAGUUUAUCAUCGUUACUGACCAUUCGGGGUUCUUCAAUGUGGGCAUAGGCCUGAUCAAUAAUGAUCCAUUGUCAAGGGCUUUCUUGAAUGGAAUUGAGAUUAUGGAGUUAAUUGACAAAUCAUUUGUGGGUGUUGUUGAUUUAAGCAUGGGAGAGGAGAAACAGAGUCCAAAGAUGAUUAUUGUUGGGGUUUGUGUUGGUGGGGUUGUGAUUAUUGGUUUGAUAAUUGGAUUGGCCGUGUUUUGUUUUGUAAGAAAUAGGAAGUUAAGAAAGCGUCGUCCUAUGCUUCUUCCUCAAAACGAUCCAUCAUCGGAGAAGAUCGUAUCGAUUGCGGAUAUUGCUCCUAAUUUGAACCUUGAAUUGAAGAUCCCGUUUGCGGAAAUAAACGAUGCAACUGAUGGUUUUCAUGAUAGCAAAAUGAUUGGUGUUGGUGGAUUUGGUAAAGUAUAUGUUGGGAGAAUUAGGGACAAGGAUGUGGCUGUGAAGCGAAGUCAGCCAGGACAUGGACAGGGUAUUAAGGAGUUUCACACAGAGGUUAUUAUAUUUUCUCAAAUUCGACAUCGUUUUCUCGUUUCGUUAUAUGGGUAUUGCGACGAAAACCAGGAGAUGAUCUUGGUUUAUGAAUACAUGGAGGGGGGAACUUUAAAAGAUUAUUUAUACGGUUCAAAGGCUAAAGAUAAAGUUCCAUUGACAUGGCAAAAAAGGCUUGAAAUCUGCAUCGAUGCAGCAAAAGGUCUUCACUAUCUACACACUGGCUCGACCGCGACCAUCAUCAUACACCGAGACAUUAAAACCACAAAUAUCUUACUCGACAAAGAGUUGAACGCAAAGGUUGCCGAUUUCGGCAUAUCGAAAACUGGAGUACCCGACGCCAAAGAAUUAGACAUUACCAUUAGAGGAACUUAUGGAUAUCUGGAUCCAGAAUACUUCAACACUGGACAGUUGACAGAGAAAUCGGACGUUUACUCGUUUGGCGUCGUGCUUUUCGAAGUUCUCUCGGCCAGAGCACCAAUCGUUAAGACCGCUCCAAGUGAAGAGACAAACUUAGCUGACUGGGCAGUUCUGUGCAAAAGCAGAGGAGAGAUUGAAAAAGUGAUCGAUCCUUUUCUUAUGGGAACAAUCGAAGCGAACUCGUUGAGGAAGUUCGUGGAAGUUGCAGAGAAGUGUCUGAAUGAAGUUGGGGCGAAUAGACCUUCAAUGCAAGACGUGCUCUAUGAUUUGGAAUUGGCUUUGCAGUUUCAGUUCACGCCUGUUGGGGAGGGGAAGGGGUUUGAAGGGAUGAGCACCUCCAUCGUUGAAGCUCCAUGGGAGAUUGAUUCGGGGAUUCUUGAUCGAAUUCCUUCCAAGGGAAUCAAUGAUUCAGUCAUGCUAGAUGAAGAUAGCACCACUGUGAAUGCUAGAGAAUUGGCCGCUGAGUUCAAGAUUGACUGUGCUAGAUGAAUUGCUUUCAUGCCAAAGUUUUAGAUUAUUGGCUUCUGUUGGAUCCUGUUUUUAGUCAUCAACUAUGUACUUUAUUUGUCUCUGUCAAAAUGUAAUGCCUUAAACAUUUGGAGGGUCGUUUGAUGAGCAAAUUUGAAAUCUUCAUGUUUGUAAUGAUUAAGCAUCUACGGUUAAUUUAGAGGUUGAGAUAGUCUGAAUUUAAAUGUGUAUGUGUUUCGAACUGAGUCUAAUAAGUUAUAUGUUUGGAGUCCAAGUUUAAGACAAUUGAUAAAACUGUAAAUUUCGAUA
Cucumis melo (muskmelon) is the source of this 2873-nucleotide messenger RNA. Its product is annotated as probable receptor-like protein kinase At2g23200. Gene Ontology annotation, biological process: protein autophosphorylation. NCBI's taxonomy places the organism in Eukaryota, Viridiplantae, Streptophyta, Magnoliopsida, Cucurbitales, Cucurbitaceae. Gene Ontology annotation, molecular function: transmembrane receptor protein tyrosine kinase activity; ATP binding. The transcript is spliced from 3 exons. Gene Ontology annotation, cellular component: plasma membrane; plasmodesma. The record is from RefSeq and is a predicted model, not a curated record. Bases 87 to 2585 code for a protein of 832 amino acids.